AUGAGUGGAAUUGUUCCGUCCAGUGUGUUUUUGAGCGCAAUUCGUAUAGGAUUUGCGGUGUACCACUACAUGGAUACCGUACAAGAGAAUCUAAAAAAGAUUGAUAUGAAUUUAAGAAUAGUGCUCAGUCACGCGGGGGCCUUGACUGGACAGAAAGUCGAUCUUCUACCGUUAUGGGACGCAUUCUUGGACAACAAGUUCGUAGAAGCCGAGAAACACGGUAAAGACUGGCUGACAGGCCGCUUCGAGAGAGCUCUUAAAGAUAUCACGAAAACUCGCAAGAAGUACCGCGCCCUUCUCACCCGUAUGCAAAAGCAAGAGAAAGGAAAAUUGGCAGAGUAG
This is a messenger RNA of Paraphaeosphaeria sporulosa, 342 nucleotides long. RefSeq lists its product as uncharacterized. The transcript has 2 exons. Bases 1 to 342 code for a protein of 113 amino acids. Lineage: Eukaryota; Fungi; Ascomycota; Dothideomycetes; Pleosporales; Didymosphaeriaceae. The record is from RefSeq and is a predicted model, not a curated record.